AUGAAAUUCGGUGGCCUCAGCGUCUCUCUCAUUGCCUUGCUCCCUGUGUCGCCAACGACUUGGCGGCGAGGCCUUGCGUCGCGCCAAGGCUCCUCGCGUCCGUCUUUCGUUCCCUGCUGCCGCGUUCCUCAGCGGACCGUCUUUGUCCGCUUCCAGCCGACCCCCAACGACGCGUGUUACAAGUUUUAUGUCGAUGAGAUGCACUUUCUGCCGCCCAACGCGCACACGAUGGUGUUCGACAGCACAAACAGCUACCUUUCUCCACUAGCCCACACACUGCUUGAGGCGCUCCCAAUGGUGGAGGAAGUCACGGUGGGUACGUCCUUUGUGACGGUGAAGCGCGUAGAGGAGGCGGAUGCGGCGGUGGCGGCCCGCUACUUUGCCAAGAAGUUCAAUGGAGUGCAGCAGAACCACGGGACUGACGAGGAAGCUGCUGCGAUGCGCUCGCAGGCGCUGCAGCAGCACGUCGCUGACGUGUUAAAGGAGGACGGCGCGCCAGCAGCCGAACCCCGUAGUUGCAAUGCAGCUUCUACCGCACCGUCGUUGUCGCCGGUGGAUGCGUCCUUUGAUGUUGGCGGGUUCACAGUUUCGCCAUCUUCGCAGGACGAAGAAAUCGAUGAGGCUGCCCUGCAGUCACUGAUCGCCGAGACAGACUGGUCAGAGCUCAAGUUGCACGUAAGCGCCCUGCUCACGGAUCACAUCUGCAGCGGCAACCCGCACGUCGACCCCAGCUCCUCCCAUCCCCACGCCGACACACUCCCGGAGGAGGGCGAUUCGGAGGUGGUGCUGUUGAUCAAGGAGCUUGUCUCCACCACGAUCCGGCCGCAGCUGCAGGACGAUGGUGGUGACCUCCGCUUCGUCGGCUUUGACCCCGUCUUGGGCGACAUGCACGUCGAACUGCUUGGGGCGUGCCGCACCUGCAAGAGUAGUAAGACAACGCUCGUGGAUCUGAUCGAGCGCACCACACGGCACUGGAUACCUGAGGUGCGCGCGGUCAAGGACGUCUCGCGGGUCACAUCCGCAUUUGAGGACUUUGCUGCACAUCGCAGUAACGCUGCAGCAGCAGGCGCCGGCGGCCUCUCAUCCUCGCCACUGACAGACCAAAUCGCAGGGGAAGGUGAUGACGGUUUGCCGAAUGCAAAGGGCACAGUGCAGUUCUCUCCGUCACCCACGUCGGUGUCGGCGCGCGCUGCGUCAGGUGGGUACAAGAUCGUGCGCAAAGUGCAGGCGUCCUCUGCUGGAGAAGCCGAAACUGCCUGCUCUGCUGCUGCACCGUUGUGA
Molecule: messenger RNA, 1281 nt
Organism: Leishmania mexicana MHOM/GT/2001/U1103
Lineage: Eukaryota; Euglenozoa; Kinetoplastea; Trypanosomatida; Trypanosomatidae
Exons: 1
Coding region: 1-1281 (426 amino acids)
Biological process (GO): iron-sulfur cluster assembly
Cellular component (GO): mitochondrion
Molecular function (GO): iron ion binding; iron-sulfur cluster binding
Source: RefSeq, a predicted model, not a curated record